AUGGCAUCCUCACCCAAAUCACUGGCUGGUUCGGGCUAUGUCAUUCUCAACGUGCUGAAGGGCAUGAACAUUACCGGACUACUUGCUAUCAUCGCUGCAAGCGUUCUCAUGCUCAUCAAGACAACAACGGACUCAGGCUUCUUCUUCUUCGAUGCUGUCAUCCAUGCUGUGGUUGCAUCUGUCGCCAUAUUCCUGAUCAUCUCAGAGGUUGGUGUCUUCAGUGCUUACUUCGCUCGCAACUGGCCCUUGCUCAGCCUGGAACACGGUUUCGUUGGCCUUGCUUCAGUUAUGAUCAUACUGGGUAUGCACGUUUUGGCAUGUCUCAACAACUCAAGCAACAGCAAGAAGCAUCUUGGCUUAGCAUUCUGGCGUGUCGUGAUCAUGGCAGGUAUUCUGAAUCUCAUUCUUGGAAUCCUCAAUCUGAUCGCAGUAAACAGAGUUACGUGUUCCGCGAUAACAGUCAGGGGGAGUUCGGCACGCCAGGUUCGCGCACGAGGAGCCGAAGCUGCAAAUAUGGCCUAUAUCCAACGAAGCAACACUUCAGCAAGCGUGGCCAAAUCGGUAUCAUCUCGCACUACAACCGACAGCUCGCUAAAGCAGUUCCGUGCCAACUCGAAAGAAGAGUAUACUUUGCCUUCGUACCACAGUCCUUCGCCUGAACCUCAACAACAUACACAGGCGCCAAUCUCUCCUUCUUUGUACUCUCGCGCUACCUGGUGCAGCAAGAAGAAGUUUUUCAGCCGCAAGGAGAGCAUGGGACCCCCACUCCCAGUCAACAUCUCAGCACCGUACGACUUCGGGGCGCAGUUCCCAUCGAACGUCGCAAGGCCUGACUCGACUUUACACCCUAGCCGCGACGCUGAGAGUGAAACCUACAGAUGGAAGGCGGAGCGCUGA
This is a messenger RNA of Aureobasidium musti, 897 nucleotides long. The record is from the annotation of a GenBank genome assembly. NCBI's taxonomy places the organism in Eukaryota, Fungi, Ascomycota, Dothideomycetes, Dothideales, Saccotheciaceae.